AUGCGGACAACUCCAGACUCUGAAUAUUAUCAAUCGGAUAGAUCUUCAGAAGUCUCAGAUGUUCCGUAUAGAACAUGCUCAAUCACCAAUGAAGAUGAAUUCAUCGUUAUAGGAAAUGAGAGACACUAUAGAAGGGAUAUUGAAGAACAACAACAACGAAAUCAAGAAACAGAAAUAAUACGAACUCCUCAUUUCUUUUAUAUGGUCCAUGAACCUCCCAAGGUAGAGUAUGGGAAUGCCGGGGCUUUAGCCCUUAUAUCAACUUCAUUCAAUGGAUUAAUUGCUGGUUUCUACCUUGCCGGAACCAUGGGAAUUACUCAAUUGAAUGUAGCUGUAGGAUUAAUGUUCUUUUAUGGAGGGAUUGUUCAAUUCUGUUGUGGUGCUUGGGAAUUAGUCAAAGGUCACACAUUUGCAGCCACAAUGUUUACGAGUUUUGGAACAUUUUGGAUUCAACUAGGAGCGACAUUAACUCCUGCAUUUGGAAUUAGACAAGCUUAUGGUGAUGAUAUUGAAAUGUUUAAUAAUGCAAUGGGAUUGAAUAUUUUGGGAUGGGCACUCUUUGCAUUCAUGAUGUUUACAUGUACGGUAAAAUCAAAUAUCAGUUUGGUGUUGGCUAUUUUCACAUUGGAUAUAACUUUAUUUUUAAUCCUGGCCGGAUUUUUAACCAAUAGUCAACAAGUGUUUAAAGCUGCUGGGAUAGUAAGUGUUAUUAAUGCAUUUAUUGGAUGGUAUGAAGCUUUUGGUGCAAUUGCAAACAACAAGAAUAGUUAUCAUUCAUUACCAACUUAUCCAAUUCCUGUUAUUCAAGGACAAUCUAGAAUGACAGGAAAUGGGAAAUGUGCGGAAUAUUAG
Messenger RNA from Hemisphaericaspora subhashii, 852 nucleotides. RefSeq names its product acetate uptake transporter family protein. Lineage: Eukaryota; Fungi; Ascomycota; Pichiomycetes; Serinales; Debaryomycetaceae. The transcript has a single exon. Gene Ontology annotation, cellular component: plasma membrane. Gene Ontology annotation, molecular function: acetate transmembrane transporter activity. The coding region runs from base 1 to 852 and encodes 283 amino acids. The record is from RefSeq and is a predicted model, not a curated record.